AGCCUCAGCUGUGCUCUUCUCGACCUCCGGGCGCUCCGUGCAUAGAAUCAGAGUCCUGUCAUUCUCGCCGUUUUUUUAAACGCACAUGCGGUUUGUCGAUCGCCCGGUAACGGAGCAUAUGCUGCUAUGAGUGCUUUCUGUCGCCUGAUCCACAGAGGACUGCUGAGGCUCCGGCCGUCGUGUCGUUUGUUCCCCGGACAGCAGGAUGUGUGUGGAGGGGCUCCGGUGGCUCCCGCGGUCCGGUCAGCCAGCUCAUCCAGCCCAGUCAACCUGACCUACGAUGUCUUCGAUGGGAAGGGUGACAGCACUCCCCUGGUGUUUCUUCACGGCCUUUUUGGAAGCAAAUCUAACUUCCACUCAAUAGCGAAGUCCUUGGUGCAGCGCACAGGCCGAAAGGUGCUGACUGUAGAUGCCCGUAACCAUGGCAACAGCCCUCACAGCUCGGAGCUGACCUACGAAGCAAUGACCGAUGACUUGACACACCUCCUCGCCCAGCUGCACAUCGAGAAGUGCGUCCUCGUCGGCCACAGCAUGGGCGGGAAAACGGCCAUGACGACCGCCCUGACGCAGUCUGGUUUGGUGGAGAGGCUGGUGGUAGUGGACAUCAGUCCAGCCCAGACCACCACACGCACCAACUUCCACUAUUACAUCAAGGCCAUGCAGGAGAUGAAGAUCUCCAGCGACAUCCCACGUUCCACCGCCAGGCGGAUGGCUGAGGAUCAGCUGCGCAGUUUAGUCAAGGAGCGCUCAGUGCGGCAGUUCCUGCUGACUAACCUGGUGGAGCUGAAUGGCCACUAUGCCUGGAGGGUCAACCUGGAGGCCAUCUCUGCGCACCUUGAAGAAAUCAUGAGCUUCCCCAGCUUCAACACAGUCUAUCACGGACCCACAUUGUUUUUGGGUGGAGCCAGUUCUGCUUAUAUCAGCUCCGACGAUUACCCAGAAAUCCACAGGCUGUUCCCUAACGCUGACAUCCAGUACAUCCCAGAUGCGAGCCACUGGAUCCACGCAGAUAAACCCUUAGAUUUCAUCAGCUCCAUCAGCUCCUUCCUCCAGUCCUAGCUGCCUCCCGUCUACGCCUCAGGACUUUUAUCAAUGCUCAGCACUCCUGAGCGAGCCCUCACUGAAAAUGACGGUUAGUAUUCUGCAGCCUCAGCAAGAGCAAGUGGAGUCACUGAUGAUGCUAAUAUUUGCCAACACUGGACCAAACUUGCCCUUCACAGCAACCAAUCCUCCUCUUAACAUUAUUAGUGCAGUGCAGUGUAGCGUAGGUGAACAUUUCUUUUGUUUUCUGCAGGUAGUGCUACUAGCUUGGCUGGUUUUUCGAUGUGUUUUUAUUGGUCGGUAGGUAGACGGUAUAUAAUUUAAUGGGGCUGUUUAGGAGGUGAUGUACUAAUCCAAAGAAACUCUCAUUUGCAGAGUGCUUUCUUUAUGUUAUGCCAGUAGGAAAAGUUGCGUUAGGCCAAGUAUAUUCUGGGACGGCUGAGGUGGACCAGCAGUAAGACGGUUGGUUAUGAACGUACUGGACGGCACUGGAAUGAAACGAAUACUGUAUAUACGAGAAGCAGAGUUAAGAUUAUUCGAAGUAAAAGAUGUUUCUUUGCCCGAGGGAGUUUGGUGUUGUGUCGGGAGCUUUGAGCUCUGCAAGAGAGGCUGUAAUGCAGACCUUACGUGUACAGAUGGUUUGUUGUAGAGACUUAUUUUGAUGUUGAUAAUUGUGAUAUGUAUAUUCGAUAGUUUGGCCUGGAACUAUUUCUCAUGGUCCUCCCCUCCGUGUACCUGCUGUGCGUCAGAGGUGAGGCUUUACAGGUCAAUGACUCGAGGUCAUCGAGAGCGCUGGUUAUAUUUUUAUGGCAAUAUGAUCUAUAAUCUAUGAACAUAAUGUAUGAAAACCAAUCUGAAACAUUCAAAUGCAGUAUUGUCACAAUCUGUUUCCUGAAUAUCUCAGGUCACACAAGUGGAUAUGCGAAUUAUUAAACGAUUAUACUAUUCUCCCGUCUGUCUGGCAAUACGCCGUAGUAACGUAGUUAUGUCUUUGUGUUUGUCCACGCAGUCUUUUGAUUAAACAUGUUUCAUCGAGUUAUUAUCCGUAUCUCACUUAUCUUUAUGAAUAAAGACGAGCCUAUAUGGGUAUCUCAAAAAUAAAUGCUGCAGCAAUGUAUGUUGUUAUCUAAUCGUAAAACAGUGUUAAUAUUAUUUCUUUCCUCUGUUUGGAGCAGGACAGUCCUGUAGUGAAACUGCCAUCUGUGUGAAUAAGCAGGGUGUUGUAAAUGUGUGCCUCUUCUGUCGAGAGCUCCUUUUUCCAUUUCUGUAAGACUUGAUAAGUGAAACACAACUUUUAUUGUUCAAUAAUGACUAGCAGACUAUCGAUUGGCAGCUGGGUUGCCAGUUCUGCGUGACUUUUCUCACAAGGAAGCUUAACAGAUGGGGGUGUGUAUCCCUUCAUGGCGCUAGAUGUUUACAACAAUCUUGUGUUUUGUGUUCGUUUUGGUGUGAGUACAGAAGUCUAAAAGGCUUUAAACGGUCGGAUUUUAUGAGUUAAACUCUUAGUUUUUAUAACGCUCUAGUUCCCCCCCCCCCCCCCCCCCUCCCCCCUGUCCUCAGCCACAGGACAGAUUUGUCUUGUUGCUAAUUAUGAAUAGAUUGUUGGGUGACGCUGAUGUUUGAAUGCAGGCCCUGCUUCAGCUUCUGUAGUGUUGCAGUGGUACGAGUGUCUCUGUUUAAAGGGGGGAACUCUCUGUGUCAACAAUAUAGGAAAUUGAAUUUAUUCAAUCCUACUGAGAACUGUUAGAAGACUGUAAUCAUCUGUUCAGGAUUGUAUUGUGGUCCACUAUGAGCAUGCCUUUUCUCUUGUCAUCAGGUGUAACUUUGCUGUGCUAUAUACGUCUCAGUUUGUUCAACAUGUUGCCACAAUGGGGGCACUUAUUCUAGAUAGUGGCAUAUAUACAUUUGACAAAGAAGCAUAUAGGAGUGGGUUGAUUAUAUAUAAUUGAAAAUGUACAAACUGAUAUUAUACAAUAAAAUGACAAAUCUGA
Messenger RNA from Anarrhichthys ocellatus (wolf-eel), 3032 nucleotides. RefSeq names its product abhydrolase domain containing 11 (gene abhd11). Gene Ontology annotation, cellular component: mitochondrion. Gene Ontology annotation, biological process: lipid metabolic process. Bases 127 to 1059 code for a protein of 310 amino acids. The record is from RefSeq and is a predicted model, not a curated record. Lineage: Eukaryota; Metazoa; Chordata; Actinopteri; Perciformes; Anarhichadidae. The transcript has 6 exons. Gene Ontology annotation, molecular function: carboxylic ester hydrolase activity.